This is a messenger RNA of Aspergillus luchuensis, 1989 nucleotides long. Its product is annotated as putative secondary metabolism biosynthetic enzyme. Gene Ontology annotation, biological process: fatty acid biosynthetic process. The transcript has a single exon. NCBI's taxonomy places the organism in Eukaryota, Fungi, Ascomycota, Eurotiomycetes, Eurotiales, Aspergillaceae. The record is from RefSeq and is a predicted model, not a curated record. Gene Ontology annotation, molecular function: phosphopantetheine binding; fatty acid synthase activity. The coding region runs from base 1 to 1989 and encodes 662 amino acids.
AUGGAUCUAGACGUGUUCAUGAUGUUCUCGUCAAUCGCGGGGGUUCUGGGCAUGCCUGGUCUAGGGAACUACGCAGCCGCAAACGCCUUUCUUGAUGCGCUAGCUCAUCAACGUCGCGCCCAGAACCUGCCGGCCACCUCAGUGGCAUACGGAGUCUGGGAGGGAGAGGGCAUGGCGGCUGGGCUGACGGGUAGGACGACAUUGACUCACCUUGCCAAAUUCGGUCUCGAUCCGUUGAAGCCCGAAGAGGGCCUGAAGUUAUUGGAGCAGACCAUUCGCGGUGGCCGGGCGCUCACCGUGGCCGCGGCCCUUGACCCAGAACGACUCCGGAUUUACCUGAAAAAUGAGCAUGCAGAGAGGGGCGGCAUACCAUCGUUCUAUAGCAAGCUGUUAAGUGAACAGGAAAGGAACGGAAGCUGUAACGAGCCGAGAAACAGCGGGCGAGCUGGGAACCUGCGCACGAAGUUGAGCAAAGCGCCUGCGGGGCAGCACGAAGCCAUUGUGCUGGCCAUGGUUCGAGAAACAGUAGCCAAAGCACUAGGAUUCACGUCAGCUGGCCAGGUUGAUGUGGAUAUACCCUUACAGGAUAUCGGUUUUGAUUCAUUAACGGCCGUUCUGUUGCGCAACCGGUUGUCCGCGCUGACUAGCCUCAAAACUCUGUCUGCUGGGAGCAUCACAUGGCAGUAUCCAAACCUGAGAUCCCUUAGCCACUUCCUGCUGUCUCAGAUACAGUCAGAGGCACAAGCACAGAGCAAGCAAAGCUGCUCGGUAUCGGAUCAUACUCGGAAGCAGUCGGUAAACAGCACAACGUAUACUAUGGAAGCGGCCCGGAAAGGUCAUCUCGAUCCUGAUAUUGCCUUUGAUAAUAUAGAAGAAGCUCAACGUCCAAGGUCUGUCUUCGUCACAGGUGCUACUGGCUUUGUCGGUGCUUUCAUUCUGCGCGAGCUCCUCGAGUUGGGUAUCGCCGCCCACUGUUUGGUACGUGCCGAGGGUGUCAAACACGGCCAGCAGCGGUUGGUAGAGUCGCUCGCCAGCUACGACCUCUGGAAGCACGACUAUGCGCCACUACUCACCCCGGUUGUUGGCGAUGCAGCAAAGCCUUUGUUUGGUUUGACCAACGUGGCUUUUGAUGACCUGGCCAACCGUGUCGAUGCUAUUUGCCAUUCAGGCGCCCUAGUCGACUGGUUGCGGCCCCUGAAUGAUUAUAUCGGCCCUAACGUCAUCAGCACGCAUGAGGUCUUGCGCCUAGCCUCACGUGGCCGUGGAAAGGCAGUCCAUGUUAUAAGUACUCUCGCAACCUUGCCCAUGCAUAUGGGCUAUGAUGUUCCCGAGCACGAUCGAGAAUACGGUUACUCCACCUCCAAAUACAUUGCAGAGCGCAUGGUGGCCGCGGCACGAUGGCGCGGAGCCAGGGCCUCUGUGUACCGUGUGCCCUUUGUCGCUGCCUCAGCCGCGACCGGUCACUUCCGAGUCGACCGGGGCGAUUUUUUACACAACUUGAUUGCUGGGAGCAUCCAGAUGGGAAGUUUUCCCUCCUUGGACGCCGAUCUUUCGGUUGUGCAACCCGUCGAUUACCUGAGCAAAACCGUUGUUGCCAUCAUGGUCCACGACCGGUCCCGGAUUGGACAUGACUUCGAUUUUGUCAACAAGCAUGCGGUGAGCUGCAACCAUUUCUUCCAGCUCAUGGGUGGUGAUGACGCGGGUACGCUCCUACCCUUCCACGAAUGGCAGCUGAGAGCAUUGGCGUACGCUGCCGCGCAUCCGAAGAGCGCAUUGGCCCGCAUUGGUACCAUAAUUGACGGCCUCGCCGAUGAAAGUGCCCUUGCUGCGAUGCUCAAAGGCCUACCUACCGGUGAGCACGUACUGGGCGGCGACGUCUAUCCCGCACCACUGGUCGAUGAACAACUUGCCCGUCAUUAUCGAGACCGGAUUGAUAUGUUCAAUUCCGAUGGGCCAAUCUCAAGCUUGGAGCCGGGAAAGAUGGAGUGA